This is a messenger RNA of Mirounga angustirostris (Northern elephant seal), 3834 nucleotides long. RefSeq names its product zinc finger HIT-type containing 2 (gene ZNHIT2). The transcript has a single exon. NCBI's taxonomy places the organism in Eukaryota, Metazoa, Chordata, Mammalia, Carnivora, Phocidae. The record is from RefSeq and is a predicted model, not a curated record. Bases 2599 to 3792 code for a protein of 397 amino acids.
AGGCAUGGUAAACUACAAGAAAAGGCUUACUAUGAAAAUUGGUAACCCCAGAUGGUAACUCUUCAGAUGGAGAGUUGGGGAAAUUUCCCACUCCAAAUAACUUGAUAAUUCUCCCAAAUCCUUUUUUGUUUUUGUUCCUUUUUUUUUUUUUUUUAAGAUUUAUUUAUUUGAGAGAGAGUGGGGGAGGGGCAGAGGAAGAGAAUCUUAGCAGGCCCUCCACUGAGCAUGGGGUUCCACACAGGGCUCCAGCUCAAAGAUCUGAGCUGAAACCCAAGAGUCAGACCUUUAACCGAAUAAGCCACCCUGGCGCCUCGUUCUUGUUCUUUAAACAGAGAAGAUGAGAAUUCUCUGUGGGAGGAUCAGUAGGCAUCAGUAGAGAAGUGUGAGAAGAAGAUGUAUCAGGGAAGGCCAGUCGAACCUUUCCUGAACUUGGGACCAGCUAUGGCCUUAGUGGAGUCCAGGGCAGGGGGCUAGUAUGUCCCUACUCUGGAAAGUGGGGCGACCCUAUUGGGAGGUCAGCGGUGCUGGCCCUGAAAGAAUUCACCCAAGGCAGAACAGAGGAGAUGGAAGUUUAUUGAAUACACUGCAAGGGAGCAGAGGAGAGACUGUGCCAGGAGGCAGUGGUGGGGGGCCUGUAGUUAAGGGGGAGGGGGAGGAGGUAGGGGAACAUGUGGAACUUUACUUUUUUUUAGUUCCUGUGCCUGGUUGUAAGCAGCCCAUUGGUCAGCAAGGGCUUACGGCUGUUCUGAGGUGGGUUUCCUGAUGGACCUGUUUGCGUUCAGCCGGGUGGUUGCUAUGGGCCCUUCUACCUUACUCGGUCUUCCAUUGCCCAAGCCUGUUGCCUAAAAGUGGCCCUACAGAAAGCACUGCCUGAUUACAUUGGCACUGUGGUAACCUUGUUUGUACCUUAACCUAAUCGUAGCUCAGGUUGGUGGGUUGGUUGAUUGAGUGUUCCUAGGAGUGGAAUUCUCUGGGACUGAUUCGAGAUUCCCCUGGCAACAUGGGUACCCACUCAUUUUGCGAAGGUUUUUGAACCUGCUGGUUCUUGGAAAACAGUAUAACAUGAAGUAAAGACCUUGGAUCUAGACUUGGACUGCCUUUUAAAAAAGUUUGAAUUCUUGCUUCAUUUAUUUUCUCACUUCCAACCUUCAAAUUAUUUAAUUUCUGCCAUGUUUUUGAGAGUUGCUGCGAAGAAUAAAUAAAGGAUGUGAAGUUCUUAGAUCAGCACCUGCCACAUAGUGUGCAAACAUAUAGGCUAUUUUUAUCUCUAGUAAUCUUUUAAGAAAAUGACGGUCACCUCCUUUCUAGGUGUUUUGAUUCUUGUGGUUUAAGUGCAGAAGCUAGUUAAGUGUUAGAGCCUCAAAGAAAGUAAGCAGGGUGUUGUAAUGAAAGAGGGGUGGUUGGGGGUGGACAUAAUAUCCUAGGGAAGGUCUCUAAAAAUGGGAUGUGUGAAGCCUGAAACCUAUCAAAUAGAUGACGAAAGAGGUCCAGCCCAGAGAACUGUGUGCAGAGCUGUGUGGUUUUGUCAAACCUGGACAGGAGUUUAGGUUUGAGUCCAAGUGCAGUGGAGGGUCACCAAGUACAAGGAAGGGUUUAAGCAAGGGCCUGAUGUGAUCUGACUUGUGAUCCAGUGCUUUGGCUGGUUUUUCUGGACAACUGGCAAGAAAGGGAACCAGUUAAGGGACUAGUAGCUGAGACUACUGGUAGUAAUGGGGAUGUAAAAAAUGAGCGGACUUAAAAGGUCAUCAAAUCCAUCCAGAUCUUGAUAGGGAAGUAGAUGAUCCAUACGGAUAUAAAUACAAGGUAUUGUGAAAGCGAAACUUAACUGGGGGUGGGUCUAAAGAACCAGUAUGGGUGCCAUGGAUCAAGUCCUUGGGGCCCUUGGCAUGGUGUGUGGGGGUUAUCACCCCACUCUACCACAAACCAAGCUCAUUAGGACAGGGAUCCCAUCUCUGCUUCUCGAUGUGUUUUGGCACCUAGUAUGGAUUCUUCACCUUAAAGUUGGAUGAACCAUAGAUUUGGAGGGGAAAUAAUAUCUGUUAUAUUAUAACAUAUCUGUUAAACGUUGCUUUCUUCUCAAGAGGGGAAAUGCCUCCAACACACACAUAAACAGAGACUAGGCCAAGUAGUCCAUCUUCACCCUUUUUCUACACUCCCCUUUGUCUGUGUCCCCUAGUAGAAUGACUGCCCUUCCAGUGCAGGGAUGCAUCUCAUCCCCCAUGGGCCUGGCGCAAUUAGGGGCCUAGAGUAGGUGCUUCUCAAAGAUCGAUUUCCGCCAGGAGGCUCUAUCGUGCUAAAAAGGGAACCACUAGGGGGCGAGCUGGUACCAGCGGAGCACCGGCCUGGUGCACUCGCCCUCCCUCGCUCACCGCGCAGGGCGGGGCCUGUGCGUCCCGACCCGCUCCUGCGCCUGCUCAAGCGCCAUUUGACAGAGGGGUGGGGCUUAGCUUCCGAGUGUGGGCGGAAGUUGCCGAGAGUCCUCGGGAGCUUUGAGUACGCUCCGUUGGCCUCGCAAGGAGGCGGAAGUAACCGAUUAGCACCGGAAGUUGCCCAGCGCUGCCUGUGAGCGUUCUCAAGUGGCGCGGGGCGCCAGUUGCCAUGGAGCCGGCCGGGCCCUGUGGUUUUUGCCCGGCCGGGGAGGCCCAGCCCGCGCGCUACACCUGCCCUCGCUGUAAUGUGCCCUACUGCUCGCUGCGCUGCUACCGGGCGCAUGGCACCUGCGCCGAAGCCUUCUACCGGGACCAGGUGCUGGGAGAGCUCCGCGGCCGCAGCGCCUCGCCCAGCCGCCUGGCCAGCGCCCUACGGCGGCUGCGAGAGCAACGCGAGACCGAGGACGACCCCGAGGACGCCGGCCUCAGGCCUGGCCCGGCGCCAGGCGGCUUCACCAGGCUCUGGGAGCUGCUGGCCCCCGCCGAGAAGGCGGCCUUCGAGCGGCUGCUGAGCCGUGGCGAGGCCGGGCGGCUGCUGCCCCCGUGGCGGCCGUGGUGGUGGGGCCGCGGGGCCGGGUCGCGGCUUCUGGAGGAGGUGGAUGAUGCUGCGGACCAUGACCCUGCGGAGCGGGAGCCCACCCCCGCGAGGACGUCACCGGAACCCGUGAAGGAGGCCGCCGCCGAGCCGUUUCUCGAAGACGCUCCCGAGGCCCGCGCGCCCGCCGUGCCCACCCGGAUCCCCACGCUGGCCAGCCUGAGCCGCAGCCCGGCCUCGCCGCUCGUGCGCUUCCAGCUGCCCAACGUGCUGUUCUCCUACGCGCACACUCUUGCCUUGUAUCACGGCGGCGACGAUGCGCUGCUCUCCGACUUCUGUGCCACGCUGCUCGGCGUUUCCGGAGCCCUGGGUGCGCAGCAGGUCUUCGCCUCUGCCGAGGAAGCCCUGCAGGCCGCCGCCCAGGUGCUCGAAGCAGGCGAGCAUCCGCCUGGGCCCCUGGGCACACGGGGUGCCAUGCGCGAAGCCGCCCGCAUCCUCAUGGGCGAAGGCCCGGCCGACCAGAAAGGCUACACGCUGGCAGCACUGGGGCACCUGGCGCGGACGCUGGGCCGGGCCCGGAAGCAAGCUGUGGCCACGGAAGAGCGAGAUCGCCUCUACCGGGCGCGGAAGAAGUGCCAGUUCCUACUGGCUUGGACCAAUGAAAAUGAGCUGGCCCUCACACCCCUGGCUCUGGACUGUGCCCGGGCCCAUCGAGCCCACGCUGUGGUGGCCGAGGAGGUGGCAGCCCUCACCGGGGAGUUGGAGCGGCUUUGGGGAGGCUCCCUGCCACCUGCUCCAAGAAUUCUCAUCGAGGAACUCCCUGGCUGAACUGGGAUCCCUCUGUCACUAAUAAAGCUGUGACUGGUCUGC